UGUUGCUGCUGGGAGCAGGAGAGUCGGGGAAGAGCACCAUUGUCAAGCAGAUGAAGAUCAUCCACCAGGACGGUUACUCGCUGGAGGAAUGCCUGGAGUUCAUCGCCAUCAUCUACAGCAACACGCUCCAGUCCAUGCUGGCCAUCGUGCGGGCCAUGAGCACCCUCAACAUCCAGUACGGGGACACAGCUCGCCAGGACGAUGCCCGCAAGCUGCUGCACCUCUCAGACACCAUCGAGGAAGGCACCAUGCCCAAGGAGAUGUCAGACAUCAUCGGGCGGCUCUGGAAGGACACAGGCAUUCAAGCCUGCUACGACCGUGCCUCCGAGUACCAGCUCAACGACUCGGCUGGCUACUACCUGUCAGACCUGGAGCGCUUGGUGACCCCCGGCUACGUCCCCACAGAGCAGGAUGUGCUGCGCUCCCGUGUCAAGACCACUGGCAUCAUCGAGACCCAGUUCUCCUUCAAAGACCUCAACUUCAGGAUGUUCGAUGUGGGUGGUCAGCGCUCAGAGAGAAAGAAGUGGAUCCACUGCUUCGAGGGGGUGACCUGCAUCAUCUUCAUCGCAGCCCUCAGCGCCUACGACAUGGUCCUGGUGGAGGAUGACGAAGUGAACCGCAUGCACGAGAGUCUGCACCUCUUCAAUAGCAUCUGCAACCACCGCUACUUCGCCACCACCUCCAUUGUCCUCUUCCUCAACAAGAAGGACGUCUUCCUGGAGAAGAUCAAGAAGGCCCAUCUCAGCAUCUGCUUCCCCGACUACGAUGGUCCCAACACCUAUGAGGACGCCGGCAACUACAUCAAGCUGCAGUUCCUGGAGCUGAACAUGCGGCGGGACGUGAAGGAGAUCUACUCCCACAUGACCUGCGCUACUGAUACCGAAAACGUCAAGUUUGUCUUCGACGCCGUGACCGACAUCAUCAUCAAGGAGAACCUCAAGGACUGCGGGCUCUUCUGAGCCCCAGCCCCAGUGUACCCUCCCCAGCCCGGGCCUCCCCCUCCCCUGGGGCCCAGCCCCAUCACUGCCCCCACCCCACCUCCCCAGCCAUUUCCACUUGCCCCAAACCCCCGGGAUUUGACCUGCUCCGCCCCAGAGCCACCCCUGGGUGGGGGACACGGCUCCGCUUCCCCUCCCCAGCAGCCCUCCUGCUGGCCAGUGCUGUGGGGCACCCAGUGCCACUGGGUGCUGGGUGUCCCUGGGGGCUCUAUGUGCUGGGGGGUCCUGGGUACCCCUUGGAGCUGGGAGGUGUGGGGAGGUCCCUUGGGCACUGAGGGUCCCUUGGUACCCCUUGGAGUUGGGGGGUGGGGAAGUCCCUUGGGUGCUGAGGGUUCUUGGGUACCCCUUGGACCUGGGGAGUCCUGGGGGUCCCUGGAUACCCCUUGGAGCUGAGGAGUACUGGGGGUCCCUGGGCUACCCUUGGUGCUGGGGAGUGCUGGGGGAUCUCCAGGAACCCCUUGGAGCGGAGGGGUCCUGGACGUCCCCAUAUGACCCUUGGCACUGGGGAGGCUGGGCUUCUUUGGGUGCCCCCUGGUGUUAGGGGUCCCUUGGGGUCCUGCAGGGUAUUGGGGGUUCCUAGUAUCUGUUGGAGCUGAGGGAUGUGGGGGGGGCGUCCCUUAAGUGCUGGGGGACCCUGGGUACCCUUUGGAGCUGGAGGGUGCUGGGGAGUCCCUUGGGUGCUCCAGGGUGCUGAGAGCUCCUGGGUGCCCCUUGGAGCUGGGGGCUGCUGGGGUCUCUUGGGUGCCACAGGGUGUUGGGUGUCCAUGGGUGCCCCUGGAGCUUGGGGUCCCUGUAGGCUGCUGCAAGAUCUCCCUUGGGGCCACAGGUCACUGGGUGGCCCUGGGCACAGGGUGUCCCCAAGAUCUGUGUGGUACUGUGUCUCCCCUGGGUGCCAGGAACCCCUGGGUGCCACCAUCCCCCUGCUGCAGGGCCAGGGGGUGGUCUUUGCCCCACCAGCAGCACCCUCAGCUGCUGAGCCAGCACCCCGGGGUAUGUGUGGGGGGGUUCAGCCCCCCACCAACAUCCCAGCUCCCUCCCCAAGGGUCCCACUGGCUGCCCUCACCGCCCACAUCCAGCCCACCCUGUGUCCCUCUCCACUCCCCGGGGGCUCCCCCAGCCCUCCUGCCUAGGUGAAGCACCCACCCCCAGGUCAUAGAGGGGGGGUAGUAUAUAUAUAUUUUUCUCUCUGUUUUUUUUUCCUUUCUACAUUUUAUUAUUUCAAACCAUGUGAACAAUUCGGUAAAACAUCCUGUGGGAAAAGCGAGGCCGCGGGCACCAGCUGAGGGGGCCCCCCAGGCUGGGGGGGGACAGCGGGGGCCGCUCUGUACAGCGGGCUCUCCUCGCCCAACGCAACAGCUAGCCCUACAAAACUAGGUUUAGAAAGAAGGGGGG
Molecule: messenger RNA, 2390 nt
Organism: Athene cunicularia (burrowing owl)
Lineage: Eukaryota; Metazoa; Chordata; Aves; Strigiformes; Strigidae
Product: guanine nucleotide-binding protein G(t) subunit alpha-1
Exons: 9
Coding region: 51-959 (302 amino acids)
Biological process (GO): adenylate cyclase-modulating G protein-coupled receptor signaling pathway
Cellular component (GO): heterotrimeric G-protein complex
Molecular function (GO): GTPase activity; G protein-coupled receptor binding; G-protein beta/gamma-subunit complex binding
Source: RefSeq, a predicted model, not a curated record